Molecule: messenger RNA, 2703 nt
Organism: Saccostrea cuccullata (small rock oyster)
Lineage: Eukaryota; Metazoa; Mollusca; Bivalvia; Ostreida; Ostreidae
Exons: 2
Coding region: 1-2703 (900 amino acids)
Biological process (GO): DNA integration
Molecular function (GO): nucleic acid binding
Source: RefSeq, a predicted model, not a curated record
AUGGCAUUAAAGCGAGCAAUGAUUCUUGAUUCAAGCUUGAAGAAGAACGAGAAAAAAUGUCAACACUUUGUUACAUUCAUGGACAAAGUCAUACAUAGCGGUGCAGCAGAGAUAGCCCCAGAGUUAAAGGAUGGACAAGAGGUGUGGUAUCUUCCAUUGUUCGGAGUAUACCACCCUAAGAAAAAGGAUCAGAUACGUGGAGUCUUUGACUCUUCUGCAACAUUCCAAGGAGUGUCUCUUAACAGUGUUCUCCUCACAGGACCUAAUUUGACAAACAAUUUAGUGGGUGUUCUCCUUCGAUUCAGGAAAGACGCUGUGGCAGUAUCAGCAGAUAUUGAACAGAUGUUCUACUCAUUUCUCGUCAACGUCGACCACAGGGACUACUUGCGAUUUCUGUGGUAUAGAGAUAAUGAUCCUAACAAGGAACUUAUAGAAUAUCGCAUGUGUGCCCACGUGUUUGGGAACUCUCCGUCGCCAUCUGUAGCAACAUUUGGCUUACACAAGAGCACCAGAAAUUCUGAUGAAGACAUCAUAGAAUUUGUGAAGAAUGACUUUUAUGUAGACGAUGCUUUAACGUCUUUACCAACUGCUUCACAAGCAGUCGAUUUGUUGAAAAGAACUCAGACUGUACUUAAGAACAACGGCAAUAUUAAGUUACACAAAAUUGCAUCAAACCACAAAGAUGUGAUGUCAGCUUUCUCCAAGGAAGACCUAAGCAAAGAAAUAAAACUGUUAGACUUAGAGAAAGAUUCGCUACCUAUACGUCAGAGCUUAGGUUUCACUGGACCUCUUGUGAUCCAAGGGAAGAUAAUUCUUCGAGAAAUAACAGCACUGUAUGACUGGGAUGAUGAGAUCGACCCCUCAUAUGUUUAUCGUUGGGAAUUAUGGAAGGAUUCUUUUACAUCGCUACAGCAAGUGACUGUCCCUCGCAUGUAUUUUACCAAAUCUUUGAGCCAGAGUGAGACAGUUGAGCUACAUGUGUUUUGCGAUGCUUCGGAACAGGCUGUCUCAGCAGUUUCCUACUUGAGACUUUCUACUGAGAUGGGAAUAGAAGUAACUUUUGUCUUCGGCAAAGCGAAAUUAGCGCCACUUCAUGGACAUACCAUGCCACGACUUGAACUCUGUGCGGCCUUACUAGCAGUAGAUGUAGCAGAAAUUCUCAACAUGCAUCUGAAUGUCAAAUUUACAACCACAAAAUUUUAUUCAGACAGUAUGAUUGUACUUGGCUACAUUAACAACCAAACGAGACGUUUCUACAAUUAUGUAGCCAAUCGUGUUGAGCGCAUUCUACGAACAUCCAAUCCCUCGCAGUGGAAUUAUGUGAAAUCAACAGAGAACCCAGCAGAUCUAGGAACGCGGGGAUUGAACGCAGCUCAAAAUUUGUACCAGGAGUGGUUGAGAGGACCAGAAUUCCUUCAUCUCAACACGGCAACCAUCAAUGAGACUUUUCCCCUCAUUAACCCAGAACAGGACAACGAAAUUCGUGUCAGUGCUAAAAGGACAGUGAUAAAGGACUUUAAUCUUACCAAGAUUUUUGAAAAUGUUUCCAGCUGGAACUCUUUAGUGAGUGCACUUACGGUGCUUAAGACUUUCAUCAGAAAGAGAAAGCAGAUUGUGACAGACCCUGUUACAGUUAGACGAGACAGUGAAUUAGUCAUCAUCAAAGAAACUCAGAAAACCUUUUUCUUGGAUGAUAUUUAUUGUUUACAGCAUAAGAAACCUCUACAACGAGACAGUUCUGUGCUAAAAUUGUGUCCUUACCUGAGUGAAGAUGGCAUUAUGAAGGUUGGCGGAAGAUUGAAUCUUAGCGUACUUUCUGAGGAACUGAAGAAUCCGAUCAUUAUUCCUAAGAAAUCUCAUGUGGCAAAAUUAAUUGUACAGCAUUUUCAUGAGAAAUCAGCUCAUCAGGGCAGACACAUCACAGAAGGUGCAAUUAGAAACAAAGGCUACUGGAUUAUUGGUGUAAAGAAACUAAUUUCAUCAGUGAUUCAUAAGUGUGUUACAUGCAGAAGAUUACGAGGGAAGUUUGAAAGUCAGAGGAUGGCCGAUUUACCACCGGACAGGAUUACUCCAGGACCUCCAUUCAGUGCAGUGGGAGUAGAUACAUUCGGACCCUGGACCAUCGUCACACGUAAAACACGUGGAGGACAAGCUGAAAGUAAACGUUGGGCCAUCAUGUUUACAUGUUUGACGACGACAGCAAUCCAUAUUGAGUUAGUAGAGUCAAUGUCCAGCUCGUCUUUCAUCAAUGCAUUACGUAGAUUUAUCGCACUUCGUGGGAAUGUGUCUUUAUUUCGAUCAGACAGAGGUACUAACUUUAUUGGUGCUACAGAAGAUCUUGGGAUUGAUGUAACGAAGGGACCAGUGAAGAACUUCCUUGAUAAGUCAAAGAUUGUGUGGACAUUCAAUGCUCCCCACUCUUCCCACAUGGGAGGAGUGUGGGAGCGAAUGAUUGGAUUAACGCGUCGAGUAUUGGAUUCACUACUCUUAGGACCAAAAGGAAAAAAUCUCACUCACGAGGUACUUAGUACUUUGAUGGCGGAAGUGACAGCCAUAAUUAACUCCAGACCGAUUACUACUAUAUCUAACGAUCCUGAGGUACCAUUUGUGUUGAGUCCAGCCAUGCUUCUGAAUCAGAAGAUAUCCGGUCACUUUUCCAUGUGUAUGGAUGUUGACAUACGUGACAUAUACAAGGAACAGUGA